Drechmeria coniospora is the source of this 705-nucleotide messenger RNA. RefSeq lists its product as uncharacterized. Bases 1 to 705 code for a protein of 234 amino acids. The transcript is spliced from 3 exons. Lineage: Eukaryota; Fungi; Ascomycota; Sordariomycetes; Hypocreales; Ophiocordycipitaceae. The record is from RefSeq and is a predicted model, not a curated record.
AUGUCUCCCAACAGUGAAAACGCAAUGGCUCGAUUUCUGUUCGCUAUCAUCAAGCAAAAGAACCUCAAAAACGUGGAUUGGAACCUCGUUGCUUCCGACCCCGUGCUUCUCGAGCCAAUCUCGAACGGCCAUGCGGCGAGGAUGAGAUUUUCUCGCUUCAGAGCGACAGUCACCGUCGACGAGGCCCGGCGGCAGCAUAUUAUCGACGAUAAUAACCGAGUGUCCAAGCCUUUGAAGAAGAGGGCCUCGGCGAGGAGGGAUCAUGUCAAGUCUGAAUCAGACUUCUGUUCAAGGCUGUCGGCGUAUAAAGAGUUCUCUCCCGUCUCCCUGGGCUCGCCAAGGAUAGAUACGUCGCCGUUCAUGGGAAACUCGCCGUACAUGGAUGACGCCUGCGACAGUUUGGACCGUUUCCUAUCGCCCUGCAGCGAUGAUGUGACACCAGCCAUCGUCGCCAAGCCGGUAGCCAUGGAUGGAGAGGGAGAGAACGGGUCAAGCAAUCUUUCAACUAUUGCUGAUGGGUCUUCGGACCUCUUCAAUGCCGCCGAUUUCUUGGCCUUCGACGCUGCCUACGGCUUUGGCGGUUGCGGUACUGGGUCGACAGCCUUUCAUUGCCAGGAUAUGCCCGAACUCGCUACCGCCUACCCCGUGACAGGAGACGAGAGUACGGAAUGGAACAGACCGGCUGAAGAAUCAUGCUUGUUCUAA